This is a messenger RNA of Miscanthus lutarioriparius, 852 nucleotides long. Lineage: Eukaryota; Viridiplantae; Streptophyta; Magnoliopsida; Poales; Poaceae. The record is from the annotation of a GenBank genome assembly.
AUGGCGGGAAGACGGAGGCACGACGACAACCCGUUCGAGGAGGGCGACGGAGACGUCGUCGUCAACCCCUUCUCGCAUCCACGCCCAACUCCGCUCCCUCCUGAACCAGCUGGUUUCUACAAUGAUAUUGGUGCAUCUGUAGAUAUCCCACUUGAUAACAAAAAGGACCUCAAGAAAAAGGAGAGGGAACUUAUGGCUAAAAAGGCGGAGCUAAACAGGAGGGAACAGGAAAUAAAAAGAAGGGAAGAAGCUCUUGCGAGAGCUGGAGUUUUAAUAGAGUCCAAAAACUGGCCACCAUUCUUCCCCAUCAUUCAUGUUGACAUUUCAAAUGAUAUACCCGUGCACUUGCAGCGAGUACAGUAUGUCUCUUUUGCAUCACUCCUAGGGUUGGUCAUAUGCCUCUUCUGGAACAUUUUAUGCGUAACUGCUGCUUGGAUUACAGGGCAUGAUCCUAGGAUCUGGUUUCUGGCAGUCAUAUACUUCAUUACUGGAUGCCCAGGUGCCUACUUUUUAUGGUACCGACCUCUUUAUCGUGCCAUGAGGAAGGAUAGUGCGUUCAGCUAUGGAUGGUUCUUCCUAUUCUACUUUUUUCACAUUGCCUUCUGCAUAUACGCCGCUGUUUCUCCGCCAUUCUUUUAUGUGGGAAGAUCAUUGGCCGGAAUUUUUCAAUCGAUCAGCGAGAUAGGAGAGAAUGCUGGUGUUGGGAUAAUGUACUUCAUGGGAUUCGCGUUGUUUGUGCUGGAGGCACUGCUGAGCAUCUGGGUUUUCCAGAAAGUGUACUGGUUCUUCCGCGGGAAAGGCAGUGAGGCGCAGAUGAGGCCUGACGCCGCGUCUCGUGCGCCACCGUUCUGA